Lucilia cuprina (Australian sheep blowfly) is the source of this 1228-nucleotide messenger RNA. RefSeq names its product Ig-like and fibronectin type-III domain-containing protein 1. The transcript is spliced from 3 exons. NCBI's taxonomy places the organism in Eukaryota, Metazoa, Arthropoda, Insecta, Diptera, Calliphoridae. Gene Ontology annotation, molecular function: protein binding. The coding region runs from base 512 to 1213 and encodes 233 amino acids. The record is from RefSeq and is a predicted model, not a curated record.
GUCCUUGUCAUCCCUAUUUGAUUUAUGAAAUUGUGUUUUAAAUUUAUUCAUUUGUAUCUUCCUCUCCAUUGCUCUUGCGUUUUUAAAAUCUUCCAACCAUAAUUCAAAUUUUUUAUCAUGAUGUUUUAUUUCCUUAUGUUGCCUGCCUUCCGGUUUCCUAUAUUUAUAACCCUAAUUUUAACAUACUUAAUAAUAAACUACUAAACUACAUUUUAACAUUUAUGCUACUUGUUGUUUUUAUUUUCUCUUUUUUUUCCUUACAACUCCUACUUUUGAACAUUUUCAAAAAUUUAUAACUUCUGUGCCGGCUAUGAACCUUGUUGCUCUGCCUGUAUACGAAAAUGAAAACUAGAAAAAUCCACCACUUAUAUUGGAAGGCUUAGAGCCAGAUGUCUACUAUGAGUUUUAUGUGGUUUCGAUAAAUGCAUACGGUAAAAGUGAACCCUCACCACGUCUCAUAAUACGCACCCAGCCCUUAGAGGUAGAGGAGGUGUAUGAAGCGAAAUAUAACAUGAGUACAUGCUGCCAAGCAUCCGGACUGUUGCCACAAUGUGCACCAUUGUGUACUUACAACAUACGUUUAUCGGACAUUGAAAAACUAGGACCAGCGUGUCGGGCACAAAUGUCCGUAAUUGCCCGAUGUGCUGCCGGCGGCCGAGAUCACACACCCUGUUGUGUGCGUAGAGGUGUUACUUCGGCCUGUAUGUCUCUGUGUCGUGGUGUCCUGCCCGUUCAUCAUACCACCUCAUUAUCUACUGGCACCACCUCUAACUCUACCACCGAUUGUUUAUCGUAUGCCGGCAAUAUUUUACAAUGUUUCGAAGAAGGUACUGGUAGCAUACCUGGUCCUGCAGAAGAUCUCCAUGCCACCGUGGUUACAAACAAUUCAAUAAGUUUAGUUUGGUCACAACCAGAUAUAGAGGGCAGUAAUAAUUUAACCGAAACACCAAUAACGUCGACAACAACAACUGAAAUGUCGACAGCAACAGUUGAUAAAACAACAACAGUAUCAUCAUUAUCAACUUCUGGACAAGCCACAACAAAUGCUGAUAUUGAUUUUAUUGUACAAUAUGGUAAAGUCAAUAAUAUGACCAUGUACGAGACUGUAGCCAAGUUGGAGAAUGUAAGUACCCACAAAACAAAAAUUUUACUUUUAUACACAUAUGUAGAUACUUUCACAUACACAUUACAUAUAGAAAUACCAAUAAGUUGAUAUGUAUGUUGAUGU